GACCUCCUUCACCAUCUUUGCAUUCGUUCCCGCCGAUAUCCCCCAACCCCCUUCGCUCCUUUGAAAUAAAAUCCAGAGUGCCUUAGCACUCCCCGUCAACGCGCGGGCAUAAGCAAAUGCGAGACGUGGCGACCGCUGCAUCUCUACGUUCAACAUGGUACUAGAUCAGUCAUCGCUAGUCUACUUGCUGGUGACCAGCUUGGUCCUGGGUAUAAGCCUUUUCUACGCAGUCUUAAUCCUAUGGUCCCCGCCGCCAAUAAUCACCCGUGAAGGGGAGAGAAAGUACCGCUCCGCGUCGUCCCCCUCCAAAUACCUCCCGCUCGCCUCGAUAGAAGACCCCGCGGAGGUCGACCUCUCCGUCGUCAUCCCCGCAUACAACGAGACCGAGCGCCUGCCCGAGAUGCUCGCCACGACCAUCAAGCACCUGGAGUCGCUCAAGGGCUCGCGGUCGUACGAGAUCCUCAUCGUCGACGACGGCUCGUCGGAUGGCACCCCGGAUGUGAUGCUGAAGCUCGCGACGAGCGAGUACCCCGGAGUUGAUAUCCGGAUUGUGCAGCUGGAGAAGAACCUGGGGAAGGGUGGGGCGGUGCGCCACGGGAUGCUGCAUGGGAGGGGACGGCGGCUGCUCAUGGUUGAUGCGGACGGGGCGAGUCGGUUCGAAGACCUCGAGCUGCUGUGGAAGAGCAUGGAAGAGCUCACCCCGAGCGACGAGGACCCGGCCAUCGCGGUAGGCAGCAGAGCACACCUCGUCAAAACAGAAGCAGUAGUCAGGCGCUCUGUUCUUCGUAACAUCCUCAUGUACGGGCUGCACACCGUUCUGCGCAUAGUCGGCGUCGGUCACAUCCGCGAUACGCAGUGCGGCUUUAAGCUGUUCAACCGCGAGGCCGCGCGCCUCAUCUUUCCCUACCAACAUAUCACGAACUGGAUAUUUGACGUCGAGCUCCUGCUCCUCGCCAAGCGACUGCAUGUCCCCGUCGCGGAGGUGCCGAUCGAGUGGCACGAGGUCCCCGGCAGUAAAUUGAAUGUGAUGACCGCGUCGCUGCAGAUGUUGAGGGAUUUGCUUGUCAUGAGGGGCAAUCAGCUGUUUGGGAGGUGGAAGGUGGCGCAGGGGAGACCUGCGACUGGGAAGUCAUCGGGCACCUCUUGACUGUGCGUAGAUCGUCUGCUGUAAAUGGAGAUAUUUAUUGCCAGACGGGUGGUAUUGCAUGCAGCGCGACUAAGAGCUAGAUGGUGCACUAGGCUACUCGGAAUCAAAG
Messenger RNA from Gloeophyllum trabeum ATCC 11539, 1256 nucleotides. RefSeq lists its product as uncharacterized. The transcript is spliced from 3 exons. Bases 155 to 1147 code for a protein of 330 amino acids. Lineage: Eukaryota; Fungi; Basidiomycota; Agaricomycetes; Gloeophyllales; Gloeophyllaceae. The record is from RefSeq and is a predicted model, not a curated record. Gene Ontology annotation, cellular component: endoplasmic reticulum membrane.